AAUCAUUAGACUAGCUAUCGGAGGGAACGAAAUAAUGAAUAAAGAAGAGGAGAAAGAUGAAACUAGUUUCUCACAGUAUCUAAUGAGAGGAGUCUUUCAAGAGAAGAUUGAUGUGGUACGAUUCAUACUAUCACUUGAUGGAUUAAGAUUAGCUGAUACCAUUAGUCCCUGUAUUGAGGAAGCAGUUGAAUCAGGUAAUAUACAAAUAUUAAGUAUGUUACUUGAAUCAGGAGGUGAUCCUAACUUUAUUGGUAAUAAAGGCCUCACUCCUCUACAGACAGCCAGUAAACAAGGACACAUUACUAUAGUCAACAAACUUCUUCAAUACAAGGCAGAUCCUAAUCAAGACGGGAUAGAUGGAGCGACAGCACUAAUGCUAGCGAGCAACUUUGAUCAUUUUGACAUUGUUGAGCAGCUCUUGUCUUCUGGUGCUUCUGUUAACAAAACAAUGUUUGAUGGCUGGACUGCACUGAUAUUUGCUUGUGAUCAAAAUCACCUUCAAAUCGUAAAACGUUUACUACAAUCAGGAGCAAAUCCUAAUGUCCUCACACACAGCAGUAAAUGCAGCCCAGUCUACUUUGCUUCAUCAAAGCACAACAAUCCUUCAAUGCUUGCAGCACUGAUAGAAACUGGUGCUGAUAUAAAUACCACCACUGAGACUGGUGUCACACCACUUAUCGUUGCAGCUCAAUUUGGCUUUGAAGCAAUUGUAUCAGUUCUACUCAACCACAAAGCUUUGCUGGAUUGUCAGACCCAUCAUGGUUUCACAGCACUGAUGGCUGCAGCACACAAAGGCCACGUAGAUAUUACAGAGUCUCUGUUACUAGCUGGAGCUAGCACACAUAUUGCUGAUAAUAAUGGCAGGACGGCUUUGGAGUGGUCACUACAAUCAGAGCAACAUGAAAUAACGCAACUCCUGCUAAUGAAUGUAGGAGAUGUCAUAGAUGAGAGUGACCAUGCAUAUAAUGCAGAGUAUCAGUAUGGAGGGAAGCGCAUAAGUGAAGAUAUAUCCUCGCCAAAACUGCAUCCAUCCAUAAUUAAACUAAGAGAGGCAAUGAGAAAGCCUCCUUUAUCAGAAGACACUGGACAGAAGCACAGACAUGCUAUAAGAUGGAAUAAUGAACAUCUAGUAAAGAAAUAAAUAUCCUUAAAAUGUACAGUAAAUAUUAACUAUAUAUAACUACAAGUUUAUGUGAAGUACAUGUACAUUAUACACUCUUGGUUGAUCUACAAUUCUACAUGUAAUUCUCAUUUUAUCAAACAAAAUUGAUU
Amphimedon queenslandica is the source of this 1272-nucleotide messenger RNA. RefSeq names its product ankyrin repeat domain-containing protein 29-like. The record is from RefSeq and is a predicted model, not a curated record. Gene Ontology annotation, molecular function: protein binding. The coding region runs from base 35 to 1141 and encodes 368 amino acids. NCBI's taxonomy places the organism in Eukaryota, Metazoa, Porifera, Demospongiae, Haplosclerida, Niphatidae. The transcript has a single exon.